Misgurnus anguillicaudatus (oriental weatherfish) is the source of this 4268-nucleotide messenger RNA. It is a transcript of the gene ret, whose product is annotated as ret proto-oncogene receptor tyrosine kinase. Gene Ontology annotation, molecular function: calcium ion binding; ATP binding; transmembrane receptor protein tyrosine kinase activity. Gene Ontology annotation, cellular component: signaling receptor complex; plasma membrane. NCBI's taxonomy places the organism in Eukaryota, Metazoa, Chordata, Actinopteri, Cypriniformes, Cobitidae. Gene Ontology annotation, biological process: homophilic cell-cell adhesion; cell surface receptor protein tyrosine kinase signaling pathway; positive regulation of kinase activity. The record is from RefSeq and is a predicted model, not a curated record.
AUGUGUGUGCGCGAGUGCGCGCGCGCUGAGGGUCCAGCAACAGCAGCAGCAAGGCUGCAGUCAACGACCCGUCAAUGGGACAUUCAGGUUAAGGACUUUUGUGGCUGCUUUGCGCGCGAAUUGUAACAUUAAAAAGUUUGUUUAAUCAUAAGCGUAUACUUUUACCUCACUGCGUUUAUUUUGCUUUUCUGAAAUUACACUUAUGAUUGACAAGGAUGGGUAGAGCGCGUGGAAUCGUUUGGGGAGAUAUCGCUGUGGUCCUGCUUGUCCUGUCUGAAGGUUCACUUGGACUUUAUUUCCCUCAAAGCGAGUACUCGGAUAGCAUCUACGUGGGUCAACCACAGGGAUCUCCGGUUCUUCAGGUCCAUUCCAUGCUAGAGACCUCUACAGAGAAGCCCUAUUUCUUCAUUUGCUGGAGAAAUCCUCAGAAACCCUCUCCUUAUGCAUCAUGGUUUCAUAUGGAUGAGACUUCUGGAGUCCUUUUCAUGAACAAAACACUGGAGUGGAGUGACUUCAGUAGCUUUUACACAGCCGGACCCUUGAAGAAGCUCACACUGAAGGUUACAGUCUCUACAAUGCCCGUGAAGAAAAUAAUGUGUAAUCUCCUACCCAAAGUAGAGGUCAGCUUAACAUUCAUCAAUGCGACGGCGCCCCCCUGUGCUCAAGUGAAGCUGGAGAAAUUGUGCUUUCCAGACAGGGAUACAAAUCCUCACAUCAGAGAGAACCGUAUGCCAGGACCCAUGCGGCAACUCCGUCGCUUCACACGCACGGGUCUUUGUCCUAACUAUACCAUCAGUUAUGGAGUAGAAGCGGACUCGCCAGUCCCAUUUGCAGUUGAUGGUUCCACUUCAGAGCUGGUGGUUACGGCACCCGUGGACCGUGAAGAGAAGGAAGUGUACCGUUUUCUUAUUGUGUGUACGGUACAAACAGAAGAGGCUGUGCACAUGCUGGACAUUCCUCUGCAUGUCAACAUCUAUGAUGAGGAUGAUAAUCCCCCUUACCUAAAUGGAACAGACACCGAAGACGUUGUAAUAGAGUUCAAUCGCAGCGAGGGAACUAUCUGUGGAUCUCUAUCUGUUUACGACAGAGACACGACACCCGUCUAUCCCAGCAACCAAAGUCAAAAUAAAUUUGUUGGUACCAUAUUAACUAAUGACCCCUGGAUCAAAAACACAUUCACUAUAGAACCUAAAUUCAGGGAAGAAAAGGCCAUCUUUAGUAAUGUGCGUGGGACGGUUCAUGAAUACAAGCUGAAGCUCAUUCAGAAUGUUUCUGUCACAGAAGCUCGUUCAUUUCAGUUGGACUAUAUGGUCAAUGACACUACUUUUCCAGGCCCGGAGGGAACAGUGAUGUUACAUUUUAAUGUUACUAUUCUGCCGGUUCCUAUUCGCUUCACCAAUAUCACUUACUACUUUGGUUUGUCACGGAAAGCCAUGACAUACUCCCAGAUUGGGAAAGUCUGUGUGGACAACUGUCUGAUGUUUAAGGGCAUUGAUGUUGAAUAUCAGUUGGAGAUAGCAGACAAGAACAUCUCUGCUGAUGCUCAGUCAUGCUACGCGGCAGUCAGCAUUGCACAGAGCCAAAAUGAGAUGUCUGGUGUCCUCUAUGUGAACGACACUGAGGCAUUACACAGAACUGAAUGCCAAGAGCUACAGUUUGUGGUUACGGCUCAGGAACAGCAGAACCAGGUGCAGGCCAGGACUCAGCUCUUUAUCGUCUUCAUCGAGGGUCAAGGUAAUCAUAUGAGGAUGGAUGAGCAGCGGGUUUUGGCUUGUGCAGAGAGGAGACAGAGGGGAGAUUGUGAGUCGUCUCGGGGCCUGGGAGCACCCACAGGCAGAUGCCAGUGGAGACAAGGCAGCGAUAAAGGAAUAUCUGCAAAAUAUUCCACGUGUUCCCCUGACCUACGCACAUGUCCUGACGGUUACUGUGAUGCCAUUGAAAGCAAAGAUAUAUCCAUAUGUCCCCAGGAUUGCACCAGUCAGCCCAUAAUCGGGGGUCAUGAGAGGGGCCUGUAUGGAAUUAAAGCUGGAUAUGGGACCUGCUACUGCUACGCAGACAAGUGCUUCUGUGAAAAAGAUGAAAUAGAGGAGGCUAUAUGUGAUGACAUGUGUAAGACCGUCAUCGCAACAGGAGUUCUUCUCUCCUUCGUUCUCUCCAUCCUUCUGUCUUCGUACUUUAUUCACCGUUAUCACAAGAGCACACCCAAGCCGCCCAUCGCUUCGGCCGAGAUGACCUUCCGUCGACCGGCCCAGUCUUACCCAAUCAGUUACUCAGCCAACAAUGUUCGGCGAGCGUCUCUAGACUCCAUGGAGAAUCAAGUAGCCAUUGACACCUUCAAAAUACCGGAAGAUCCAAAGUGGGAGUUCCCUCGGAAGAACUUAGUGCUUGGAAAAACUCUGGGAGAGGGAGAGUUUGGGAAAGUUGUGAAGGCCACGGCAUUCCGUCUUAAGGGAAAAGCUGGAUACACUACUGUUGCUGUAAAAAUGUUAAAAGAAAAUGCCUCUCACAGUGAGCUCAGAGACCUUCUGUCAGAGUUUACAUUGCUCAAGCAGGUUAAUCAUCCUCAUGUAAUUAAAAUGUAUGGAGCUUGCAGUCAGGAUGGUCCAUUACACUUAAUUGUUGAAUAUGCCAAGUAUGGCUCACUGCGCAACUUCCUGAGAGAGAGUCGGAAAGUUGGGCCCAGCUAUAUGGGCAAUGAUGCCAACCGAAACUCCAGUUACUUGGAAAACCCAGAUGAGAGAGCUCUAACCAUGGGUGACCUCAUCUCCUUUGCAUGGCAGAUCUCCAGAGGAAUGCAAUACCUGGCUGAAAUGAAGCUUGUACACAGAGAUCUUGCUGCCAGGAAUGUACUUGUGGCAGAAGGAAGAAAGAUGAAAAUAUCCGACUUUGGUUUGUCCCGAGAUGUUUAUGAGGAAGAUUCAUAUGUUAAGAGGAGCAAGGGUCGAAUUCCUGUCAAAUGGAUGGCUAUAGAGUCUUUGUUUGACCACAUCUACACCACACAAAGUGAUGUCUGGUCUUUUGGUGUACUCCUAUGGGAGAUUGUGACUCUGGGCGGAAACCCAUACCCAGGAAUUGCCCCAGAACGACUUUUCAACCUUCUGAAGACAGGUUACAGGAUGGAGAAACCAGAAAACUGCACAGAUGAAAUGUACAAUCUGAUGCUUCGUUGUUGGAAACAAGAGGCAGAUAAGCGUCCAAACUUCUCAGACAUCAGCAAAGAACUUGAGAAGAUGAUGGUGAAAAGCCGAGACUAUCUGGAUCUCGCGGCCUCCACGCCGGCAGAUGCUCUGCUGUAUGACGACUCCCUCUCUGAAGAGGACACACCCUUAGUGGACUGUAGUAACGCCCCUCUCCCUCGAACCCUUCCCUCUACUUGGAUUGAAAACAAGCUCUAUGGCAUGUCAUACCCGAACUGGCCAGAGAAGAGCCCGGUACUACUCAACAGACUCGAUGCCACUAACCCUGUCUUUACAAGAUAUGCCAAUGAUAGUGUUUAUGCAAACUGGAUGGCUUUGCAUUCUCCCGCAAAAAUUGUGGACCCGGUUGAUAGUUAAGAGUGCAAACAAAUGUCAAUGGUGGAAAAGACAUGGGUGAAGAUGUGUAUAUUUAUAUAAUACUGUAUAUAUCUAAUAUGAUGAUAAAGUUGGUUCCCUUUUAUUUCUGCUGUAAAACCUAGUGUUUAGAACAUAGGAGUGGUGGAAUAGAUUUCAAAUAGGCUGGAAUUGCAUAAAACACGCUUCGAGCAGCUUAUAGGUAAUUGUUACCACGAGGCCGAUUGGCCGUGUUGUAUCAUUGCAUGACUAUGUACAGUUUAAUGUUCAUGUUUAAGUGCCUGUGCUGCUUCUGUCGUGGAACAACAGUUAUAAAUGCAAGAUCAAGAAAACCUUGGUCCCAACCAGGAAUUAAAGGGAGCUUCUUUACCAUCACGUACUGUAGAUGUUUGCCAAUGAUUGGACGUGUUUAUUUGAACCGACAACUUUGUUUCUUCUGGAUUAUGUGUCAAGAUACAACAGAGUCAAUUACUUUAUAUUUUUUUAGGCAUAAAUUAUUCAUUCUGCAGUAACUACAAGAUUUAAAUACUGGCAAAACAGAGUACGAAAGUGUUUAAUUUAAUGUCAUAUUGUGAUUAUGUUUUCAUUCCUUGUAAAGACUUUUUAUUUGUGCAACAAUAAUGACAAUACGUACAGCUGUGUGUGAUCCUUCAUUACAUUGUUAAAACAUUAAGUUACAAUCAAUAAAACUGUUAGAUGAUGUCUUUGAUUUUUGUG